CAAUCCCUGACGUCACACUCCCCAGGUUCCCAACAUGGCGAUCAAUCUUGCGGACCUAUCGCUCCCUCAGCUUGAGGGACUGAAAAGCCAAUUAGACCAGGAGGUCGAGUUCCUGACGUCCUCAAUAAGCCAGCUCAAAGUCGUCCAGGCUAAAUAUGUUGACGCAAAAGAUAAUUUGAAUUCCUUAAACAAAAAAAAUCAAGGCAAGGAAUUACUCGUCCCACUCACAAGUUCUAUGUAUGUGCCUGGAACAUUAAAUGACGUGGAGCAUGUUUUAGUCGAUGUGGGAACAGGAUAUUAUGUUGAAAAGAAUGUAGCAGAUUCCAAGGCAUUCUUCAAACGAAAACUAGAUUUCCUGACAAAGCAAAUUGAGAAAAUUCAGCCCGCCCUUCAGGAAAAACAUGCCAUGAAACAAGCUGUCAUUGAAGUCAUGAAUGUGAAGAUCCAACAGCUACAACAGAGUAAACAGGCUUCCAGCACCAAGGCUUAAUUGUGACAACACUUAAAUGAAUGCUUUUUGUGUGUGUGAAAAAGAACUGUAAAAUGUCCUGCACUGACCUUUAUACAAUCUCUUCUUGCAUAAUUUGGAAAUAAAGGGUUAGUGAACAUUAA
Messenger RNA from Syngnathus acus (greater pipefish), 612 nucleotides. It is a transcript of the gene pfdn5, whose product is annotated as prefoldin 5. Gene Ontology annotation, biological process: protein folding; regulation of DNA-templated transcription. Lineage: Eukaryota; Metazoa; Chordata; Actinopteri; Syngnathiformes; Syngnathidae. The record is from RefSeq and is a predicted model, not a curated record. Gene Ontology annotation, cellular component: prefoldin complex; cytoplasm. The transcript has 6 exons. Bases 35 to 490 code for a protein of 151 amino acids.